AUGGCUGACUUCAGGAAGAUGGAUGUCAUCAAUUUCACUGCCUUGCCAAUGGUGCCAGUAGAUGAGCACCUGGCUGUCUCAUUCACUGCACGGAAAGCAAUGAAGGAUGCCAUGAGGAAGAAUCUGGAGGACAGUCCACCCUCCUGCUGCACUGGCUCCAUACAGCAGGUAAACCAAGGGAUUGCUGAGACAGAUCUGAGUCCCAGCCUGUUGGUGCACAGCCUGGCAAUUGAGAAGUAUGAGAUGGAGAAGAAGGCUUUAAAAGGAGAGAGAAGUCGCGGCGGCUCGGGAGACAGAGAAAAGAGCGAAAGAAAAUCUCAGUGUAUUUGCAAAGGCUCAGAAUCCAGGAAUGUCAAAUCUUUCAUUAUCAGAAGGAAAACAGCAGACAAAAAUAUGCUGGCAGAGCUGUACCAGUAUCCACAGUUUGACGACUCUAAGCCAAACAACCUUCCAAAUGGGGUGGACUUCUAUGACAUGGUGGGCAAUGUGAUCCAGGCUGAGAGAAACCCCCUUAGUGGCAAGUCUUUCUGUUCAGAUAAAGAAUUAGAGCAGUUUCUCUCUUCUCCUUCUGUAAGAGGCAUGUGGCUGGAUAGCUUCUGGUGGAUCUUUCAUGAAAGAUACCAGCCAAAGAAGGAAGUCCAGAGUAAGCUGUUCGACAGGAUAGCCCAGCACUAUGCCUUUCUUUUGUCUCGUGAAUCCAGGUCCCACUACGAAGAGGCUCUCUUAAAAAGGUUGCCAUCACUUCUGAGUAAAGCCCUGUACACCAGCUUCUGCUGCUGCUUCCCUCAGUCCUGGUUCAACACUCACGAAUUCAAGUCUGACAUCUGUAACACGAUGAGCCUGUGGAUUUCAGGUAUAUAUCCUUGCCCACACAGCUAUAAUAGCUGGGACUACUCGAAACUGGAUCCAGAGAGAUUCCGGAGAGAAGAAUUAAUGUUGCAGAGAAAAAGACUGCUGAAGGGAGAUACUCCGGCCGGAAGUCCCCCCAGAGCAAGAAGGUCUGCUGCCCUCAGAAUCCUCCAGCUGCAGUCGGCCUUCCCCACACGCCCUCCACCCCAGCAUCUCCCAGGGAAUGUCUUCAUUGAGAAAUUAGAAGUGGUCAGCAGUAAGGCCCUCGCCUGCCGACCACGAAACAGCCUGCCCCCAUCUGUACCUUUGCCGCCUGCCAACCCGGCGCCCCUGGAGGAAGGGCCCUGCCCCCCACUUGUGCUUGGACCUCGGCCCCCUCGGCUUCCACUCCUGCACUUGGCACCCUCUUUCUUGCAUCAUCGUUUUCCCCGGCUCUGUUGGAUCACUCCCAUCGUUGAACAUUUUACUAAAUUUGUUCUUCUGUGUUUUUGUUUUUUGUUUUUUCCUCUCUUGGCAUCUUCUGAUAUGAAUUCAACCAAUGAGAGAACCUCUUUUGCCCAGAAGAAUUCAAUGGAUGGCUCACAAAUACAGAAUACCUCAAAAGAGCAUAAUUAUCAGACUCUGGUCUUGAGGAAAGCAACACAACAAGUCAAAAGGAUAUCAGCAGCAAGAGGACUUGAGAAUAUGCUUCCUAAGCCGUCUUACCCUGCCUGCAAAAGCCCUGAGAUGACUUCAAACCUCUUCAAUAUUUAUGGGAAGAGCCCUCUGAUUGUGUACUUCCUCCUGAACUACGCCUCUCUGCAGCAGCCUGGCAAAGACGUGUUGAUGGUCAGGAGGGAAAAAACCAAGACCAUCCCUGAGUCCACCCUGACGUACGUUGAGGUCAUCAGCCUGACCCUGAGCAACACAAAGAAGCGGAGGGACGACCUCCACCAGCUGAACCGGUUUCACUGGAGCGAGUGGAAUCAUUUCAGUGCGCACCUGAAGGAGCUGCACAACAACCUCCUCAGGGAGGUGAAGAAUAUUGAUCAAAGAGCAAAAGACAAAAAACAGGCGAACCACAUGUUCAUCCAGCCUUCAACCUUCAUUGAGGACUCCCCUGAAAAGAAAUCUAGAAGAAGCCAUCAGAGGGAGAUUGCGUUUCUUUUGAGGUUUGUUUGA
Molecule: messenger RNA, 2010 nt
Organism: Lipotes vexillifer (Yangtze River dolphin)
Lineage: Eukaryota; Metazoa; Chordata; Mammalia; Artiodactyla; Lipotidae
Gene: FAM227A
Product: family with sequence similarity 227 member A
Exons: 16
Coding region: 1-2010 (669 amino acids)
Source: RefSeq, a predicted model, not a curated record